This is a messenger RNA of Scaptodrosophila lebanonensis, 926 nucleotides long. RefSeq lists its product as uncharacterized. NCBI's taxonomy places the organism in Eukaryota, Metazoa, Arthropoda, Insecta, Diptera, Drosophilidae. The record is from RefSeq and is a predicted model, not a curated record. The transcript is spliced from 3 exons. Bases 321 to 737 code for a protein of 138 amino acids.
GCGACAGCAGUGUUUCAGUUUUUAUAGAGCUGGUGAAAAAUGCACCCGCAAUUUGGAAUCGUCUCGACACUGAUUAUAAAAAUAAAUGUCGAAAACGGCAUUUGUGGAAUGAAAUCGUAAUUGAAUUAAAUGAGCAAUGCCAAAGGAUAUUUGCACCAAAUGUUCCAACCAAGCCUUUUACUCAGGCCGACUGCAUCAGAAAGUUCAAUAACUUGAAAACCUACUACCAAAGCGAAUAUAAUAAGAUUUUAAAAGCCCGACAAGGCGGAGCAGGAGCUUCGAAAAUAAAAGCUCUGCAAAAGAGCUGGAAAUUUAAGACCAUGCUGGAUUUUCUAAAUAAAGACCACAUAAAAUAUGAUUUCGUUGAUAUCAAGCAAGAGAGCGUUGAAACUGAAGUUCCGCAAGAUUCGAUUGCAACCCAAUCAUCAAGUGAAACGGAGGAGAUCGUCCAGAACGUCAGCGAGCCGCCAACACCAACCGAAUCUGAACCAAAGAAGCGCAAAGCUGAAGCAACAGAUGAGGAGACCGAAGAAAACAGCAAUAUGUUUCAGAGAGUGAUGAAACGAUUAACUCUAAACUCAAUACAAGAACAAUUGGAUUCAGAUGAAGCCGUUGGUCUACUCGUGACCCAGGAUUUAAAAAAGCUCGAUGAGGACUUGAAAGCAGAGGCCGUGCCAGAAAUUGUGGGCAUUAUGAUGGAGUAUAGAAAAAAACAGCUUAAACGAAGAAAUCGUUAGCUAGUUAAGGACUCUGCCAACGUUCCCUUGAAAAACCUGUCUUCCAUAAACUGCCGGGAAUAUAUCAAAACCUUUAUUAAUUAACAAUCAAAAGGCUUAUUAAAACCAAGAACAAAUAUGACAUCUGUUUUAUAUUUGCUUUUCAAUUUGCAAUUUAUUGUAAUAUAUAUUAAAAUUUGACAAAUCAAA